UUAAUGAAAUUAAUCUUUUAUCUUUCAUAGGUUUCAACAGCAGACCAGUGUCGUUCUUCCCCUAAAGCUCUGAUCUCUUGCAAUAAAAAGUCGCUUUAUCUUCCACCAGAAAUGCCAGCUAUUCAUAUUGAAUUCACUGAAUAUUACUACCCAGAUGGAAAGGACUUUCCUAUUCCAUGUCCAAAUUUGUAUGGCCAGCUGAAUGCUUUACAGUUCACCCUGGAUGAGAGAAGUAUUCUUUGGCUAAAUCAGUUUGUGUUGGAUCUGAAACAGAGUCUUAUUCAGUUCAUGGCCAUGUACAAGUUAAAUGACAAUUCAAAAUCAGAUGAACACGUGGAUGUUAGAGUUGAUGGACUAAUGUUAAAGUUCGUCAUCCCAUCUGAAAACAAAUCUGAAAUUCAUAAAGAUCAACCUUGUGCACUUUCCAUUCAAAGUUCAGAGAUGAUUGCUACGAAUACAAGAUACUCACCAAACUGCAGACACUCUGAUCUGGAAGCUUUGUUUCAGAACUUCAAAGACUGUGACUUUUUCAGUAGAACUUUCACCACUUUUCCAAAAUCCCAGAAGAAUUUUAAUCUUUUGCAUCCAAUCUUCCAGAGACAUGCCCAUGAACAAGAUACUAAAAUGCAUGACAUUUAUAAAGGUUAUAUCAUCCCAAAAUUGAAUAAAUAUGCAUUAAAGACAUCUGCAGCUACUGAUGUUUGGGCCUUGCAUUUUUCCCAGUUUUGGAUAGACUAUGAAGGAACGAAAAGUGGGAAAGGCCGACCAAUAAGCUUUGUGGACUCAUUCCCACUUUCACUUUGGAUUUGCCAGCCAGUAAGAUUUGCAAAGUCACAAAAAGAGCUUUUAUCACAUAAUCAGACAGCUUUGAACAUUCCAAAAAGUGAAUCUAGUGAUCUUGCUAAUAGACUACAACGUAAAAAACUUCUAAAGGAAUAUUACAGCAGUGAGAUGGAGCCCUUGACUAAUGGCAUUCAAAUGUCAGAUGCUUUGGGAGUGCUUUCUGAAAGCUCUUCCUCUGAUGCAGAUGUACAUGUUCUUGUCCAUGUUCAAAAACAUGUAAGUGUGCAGAUCAAUCAUUACCAGUAUCUUUUUUUGUUGUUUCUCCAUGAAUCUCUUGUAUUACUCCUGGAAAACUUAAGGAAUGAUGUAGAAGCAGUGACGGGAAAACCUGCGAAGCAAACGGAUGUCUGCAUUGGGAUCCUACUGAAAAGUGCAGAACUGGCCUUACUGCUCCAUCCAGUGACUCAGGGAAACCCUUGUAAGUCUCCAGUUGUGGAAGAAGGAAGUCCCAUGGCGUCAGAACUCUCCCCUUUGGGAAAUGGGGAAGCUCUUACUUCAGAGAGUAAAUUAGUUGGCAAUAAGAUAGUGCAAGCUGGUAUUACUAAUUUUGAUUAUGUAAAUGACUGCAAGUCUUUGAAUACUGAAGUUAAUAAAGGAAUUUUAAUAGAUCCUCUUUUGUUUAAGUCAGAUAGUAAUACGGAUUUUCAGAAAGGAACAUCAUUUUCAGAUGAUGCGUCAGAUAAAGGUUUGGGAGAUACGAGUGAAGGAGGAAGCAGUGGACUUUUUAGUAGAAGUGAUUCAGAGGAAGUCUGUGGACCUCUGAGUGAGAAAAGUAGCUUGCAUCCUAGGGAUUCAGAGCCCAUUUUAAAUAAGAGGGAGGAUUCUACUGAAUUUUUCAUUGAAAAAGAGGAUGACAAAAACAUAUUCUCAAAUAAGUUAAAUGAACAGGAAGGCACAACUGAAGGCUGUCCUAACCAAGUGACUGACUUGGAAACAGAAGCUGCCUUAGAAUCUGAAGAGCUUGAAAUCAACAAAGACAAAGUGACUUCAGUUAGAAUGUUUGCACCCCAGUCUUCAUCAAGCGCAAAGCCUAAGGAACGCUGCCCGUCCAACCUCCCUGCAUUCUCUGUUUCUUACAAGAAUAUGAAGAGAAGUCCAUCACAAGUCUCUCUGGAUACCAUCUCUAUCGAUAGUAUGAUGCUAGAAGAUCAUUUGAUAGAGAGUGACGGAAGUGACAGCCAAAGCUUUCUGGAGAAAGGUAUUACAGCCACAAACUAUCAAAGUCCAUCAGAAAAUGCCCAUGAAGGAGGCACAGUGAUUGAAAAUUGUGAUGGAUCAUCUCCAGAUGCCAUGAGUGCUGCUUCAGAGAAUGCCCAUGAGACUAGUGAAGAAAUGAUGUCUGUUGUGGUUUUCCAAAUAUUUGGUGUUAAGGGUGAAAUUGACAUCAGAGGUGAUGACACAGAAAUAUGCCUACAGGUCAACCAAGUGAUACCAAAUCAGUUGGGAAAUGUCAGCGUUCGACACUAUCUUUGCAACAGAACUGUUGGUUCUGACUGUAAAUCUGCAGCUGGACCAGCUAAUUCGUCACCUGAGAUUAGUUUGAGAUGGGAAAGUGGGCCUAGUGCUGUCAUACAUUCUCUGCUGGCUGUAAAAAAUGGUUUUCUUCAGUGUCACAUAGAGAACUUCAGUGCUGAAUUUCUAACGUCUUCCCUCACAAACAUUCAGCAUUUUCUAGAAGAUGAAACUGUUGCGGAAGUGAUGCCUAUGAAGAUAAAACUUUGUAAUGCGAGGAUUAAUUUAAAAGAUGACAGUCCACGUGAAAAUCUCAAGGCAUCUGAGGUGGUACCCAUAAAACUGCAUAUUGACAUACUCUGGAUAGAAAGAAAUGAUGAUGGCUCUUUUCUCAUUAGAGACAAUCAAAGAGUAAAUGAUAUGUCAAAGAUGAAGAGUUCAAGUAGUGCAUUGCAGCAAGCAACUGGACGUGUUGGCUAUAAAACACAGGACCAAGCCACGCAGACGACUUGUGAAAUUCCUGGACCUUCUAAAUCAAGCAGGGAUUCAGCUGACUUCCUUAAAAAUGAGCUUAUUGAAGAAAAUGAAUGUCUCAAACAGGAACUAGCCAAAGCCAAAAUGGCUCUUGCUGAGGUCCAAAUGGAAAAAGAUGCCCUGCUUCAUCGUAUAAAGAAGAUGAAUGUUGAUCAUCAGUAGGACAGUGUUCUGUUGGUGCAGGGCAUCAUCAACAGAACUUCAGGUGAUGGGGGCAUCUAAAAUACUGCUUGUAAAUCGCUGGAAGUCAUGGUUAUUUUUUUUGUCACAGACAGAAGUUUUCUCAUUCCGUACAAAAUGUUUGUGAACUAGUUACCAUUCAAAAAGUAUCAUUAAACAUUGUAACUUUUUUCAGCCCAUUUGAAACAGAAACGACUUUGGAAAAAUCAAUUUAUACUGUACUUUCUUAAUUUACUGAAGAAAAAAAAAUCGUAUCAUCUAC
Molecule: messenger RNA, 3271 nt
Organism: Cariama cristata (Red-legged seriema)
Lineage: Eukaryota; Metazoa; Chordata; Aves; Cariamiformes; Cariamidae
Product: UHRF1-binding protein 1-like
Exons: 10
Source: RefSeq, a predicted model, not a curated record